Molecule: messenger RNA, 2984 nt
Organism: Solea senegalensis (Senegalese sole)
Lineage: Eukaryota; Metazoa; Chordata; Actinopteri; Pleuronectiformes; Soleidae
Gene: rcvrn2
Product: recoverin 2
Exons: 4
Coding region: 1115-1693 (192 amino acids)
Molecular function (GO): calcium ion binding
Source: RefSeq, a predicted model, not a curated record
CAGUUUAUAUUUCUAAUUAAUAUCUAUUGAGCUUUGAAACUGUAGUUUAAUGUUAUUUAGCACGUCUGAAACCAUGGUUAAGUCAUUUAUUGUUAAGAAAAGUUGCCCCCUCUCAAUUUUUAAAAGCUGCCUCAGUCAGCUCGUCCUUGUCUCAGAUCUGCAUGGAAGAAAAAACACUGGUUAUGUUUAAACAACUCAGACAAGUGACAGACAGACAGGUCAGGUGAAGGCAGGCAACAUCCAGGCUCACACGUGAGGGACAUUAUGCACCGAGAAGCUCGUGGUGAUGAUGUGAGGGACAUAGGUGGGAUUGGAGGUAGACGUGGGCUGGAGAGGGAGUUAAAGGAGCGGGGCAGAUGGUAGACUGGAAUUAGAUGUAAGUGGUCAACUUAUCCCAUUGAAAAGCCACCACUGAAAUAGCAGUCACUGCUGGAAAACCUAAAGCUAGGGUUAGAAAUCCACUUGAGGUUGUGUUCAUAUUAUUUUCUUGAGCAUGUCAAGAAUGUAGGUCAAUUUACUAGUAAUGUUUAAGGUUUCAUGACGAGUUACAUUAUACACAUUUGUAACUACACAGACAGAGUAAAAGUCCUACAGCUGCACUACAUUAAUAUUGUAUUAAUGUAGAAAAUGAUAAAACACUGAAUAAAACAUCACAAAAUGCCCCAAUCACUCCGUUUGUAUGUAAAAACUAACUAAAUAGUUAUCUCAAUAUGUAUAUGUAUGGCAUAAAUAUCUAAAUAUUAUAUUACAGACCCAAAAGAGAAAUGAGGAUGUGGGGGAGUCACUUUAGUGAACUGCUCAGCCACGUUAAAUCCCGCAUUAACAGAAUUAACAGUCGUCCACAGAAGGAGUGAGUUUCCCCCUGCCCUCCUUAUCUCUCUCUCUGUCUUACUGCUAAGUCUGGCAUUCUAUUCUCCGGCCAUCAUCUCCUCACUCAGUCACUGGGGGACAAAGGAAGAAAUCAAACCAGUGCAAUAAUACAUUUUUGGACCAAGGAGACAGUCAGGUGGCCCCAGAGAGAGGAACUCCUCUGAAGAACUCAAGUGGCAUAUAGUUGCCAGGGAGUUGGAAAGAACUGACACAUCACAAAGACAAUAUAAAAGCAAAACUCAAAAUGGGAAAUACCAGUAGCGCAUUAUCAAAGGAGAUCCUGGAGGACCUGAAGCUCACCACCAAAUUCACUGAAAAUGAGAUCUCUCAGUGGUACGAGAACUUUCAGAAGCAGUGCCCAACAGGACGCAUCACACCAGAGGAGUUUGAGCAGAUCUACGCCCGCUUCUUCCCCGACAGUGAUGCCAAAAGCUACGCACGCCAUGUGUUUCGCUCCUUUGACACCAACGAUGAUGGCACUUUGGAUUUCAAGGAGUACAUCAUUGCACUGCAUAUGACUUCCUCUGGGAAGACGACCCGGAAACUGGAGUGGGCCUUCUCGCUGUUUGAUGUGGACAAGAACGGAUACAUCAACAAGACAGAAGUGACGGAGAUCUGCCAGGCUAUAUUUAAGCUGAUCCCCAAGGAAGAGCAGAGCAAGCUACCAGAGGAUGAGAACACGCCCGAGAAGAGAGCCAACAAGCUGUGGGCUUUCUUUGGGAAGAAAGACAAGGAGCGACUGGCAGAGGGAGAGUUCAUCAAAGGCGUGAUUGAAAAUGAGAACGCAAUGCGUCUCAUCCACUAUGAACCGCUCAAACACUGAAGUCAGCCCCACUCACCCCUCUUCUUAUUUCUCCUGAUAAGCUCUUUACAUUAUUUUAAAACCUUUCUCUCCCUUAAAAAAACCGGCCUCACACACUUUCUCUUCUCCCCUCUUUAAUCCACUUAACUCCAUUGUGUAAAUACUUGUUUCUGCAGUGUUGGUUGCAACCAAUAUCUCAGUCAUUUUCAUUUAUGUGAAAUUUCUUGAAUUAAUGUCAUCGUUGAAUAUCAAGUUAAUUCUGAACCAUCAACGAUGUGAUGUGAAACCUAUUUUGUAGGUUUUCCAUUUCUUUAUGAUUUGAUUAAGUAAAUAAAACAAAAACAAAACAUGGAUCAGCCACAACAUUAAAUUCAGUCACUGGUGGUUUUAAUGUUGUGACUGGUGUAUAUUAAAUAGAGAUUAAUAGAGGUAAACAAUGGCAUAGUGUUUUAAAACAUGAACAGGCUCUGAGUUAAUGAUAAUUACAAAGGUAUUAUACCAGAUUGUAGCGUAUUAAGGGUUUUUAUACAUUAUUUGAAAUGUCUUGUUAGAAGGUGUAGUGUUCUGUACACUUCACAUUAAAUCAAAGGUUUGCUCAUACGUGUGUGAUCAGAGAAGAAUCAAUUCAUCUUUGACCUAGAAACAUAUUGUGUAAUAUGUUGUCAUUCAGCACUGCUGGUUGACAUACAUUGCACUUUAUGUCUUAAUUUUUCAGUUGUCUUUAUCCCAGACAAUAAAUCUAGGCUCAUCCCGUAUGUAUAGCUAACAGUUAUUUAAGGUAAACGUGGUUCAAUUUUUGUUCCAACUAAAGGAAUUGUUUCCUACAUAAUGUAAAGAUAAACAUGUGACAUUGCGUGUCUGCAGUUUGGUCUGUGUUUCUUUCCAACUUUCACGCUGACCCCGACACAACCCCCACUCCUCUCCCUCUCCAUCCCUUCACAUGCUUUCCAUCUCCCUUCACUCUGUUCCUCCUCCUUCUUCCAUCCAACUCGGGAUUACUGCUUUUCACAUAAUCUUCUGUUCAACAUCAGAGAGCAGACUCUUCACAAUCUCUGUAAUCUUUCUAUCUCUAUAUGUCUGUCUAACGGGUUCGUCUGUGCAUCUGUAGAGACGCUGCAUAUGUCACCAACUUCUGGUAUUCAUGCACUACAUCAGAAUUUGUCAAAUGACUGUCAUAGAGUGAGAAGAUAUGUUGACUCUGACACUAUAAAUGAAAUAAAUGAAAAGUGUAUUUGCAUAUUUUAAAGAUAGGCUGUGCUGUUGUGUAAAGAAACAUCCAUUAUGUUUAUAUAAUAAAACUGAUAUCACACGA